AGUCCGGCGCUGCUGCAAUUUGUAUUGAAACUCCAGCCGCUUUCUAUGGAAUCGUUAACGACUCCAGACUCCCACCAACGAGCGCCCCUUCUGCAGUACUACAGUCUCCACCAUUAGCUGCCUCUUGCCUCAAGAGAUUUGAUAAAGAACACCCACUACAGAUAAUUUCAUUUGUGGCUACUUGGAGCUUUUGACAGGUGAGUUAAGUGAAGUUCAACGCUUAACAUCUGAGAAAGUAUGUGCGUUAAACAUGGGCAUGCUAUUAAAUUCGGUUCCUUAUCAUGUCGCAGGUGGUCUUUACGCGUAAUCUCCGCUUGAAUGUAUACAUAUUCUGUAGUUAGAAUACAUGUCUCAAUGAUUAUUGUAGACUAUAGUAAAUAUACAUUUGAAAUUAAAUGAUUACUCUCAUGCAUAAAGAUUGUUUUACUCAAUGGCUUUCGCCCUAUACCGCAAUAUCCAUAAAAUAUACAUUCUGAUAGCUUUUAUCUUCUUUCUGCAUUGACGAUUGAGUUGGGUAAUGUGGAAUAUAUUGUAAAUAUAAAAACAAGAAAAUCGAUAUGGUCAUUAAAGGCCAUGUUUAAUGUUUCUAUUCCUCUUAAAUCGUAAGUUGUGUGUAAUGUUUCGUGAGGACAAAAAAACAAGCGAGAAAGCCCAUGCGUUAAUUACGCAGCGUAGAUCUGGGUUGUCGUUUACAAGAAGUGUAAAAUGAUAGGCUAUGGAUGAUGAUUCAACCUUCACGUAUCUUUCCUCUUCAAGCAUGGCCAGAUCGGUGCGUAUCCUCUGUGGCAUGGUUUUCAUCCUGGGGCUGCUGUCAUCUCCAGUGGAUUCCAAAAGGAACAGGGGCUCCCAAGGCGCCAUCCCUCAUCCUGACAAAAACAACCCAAACGAAUCGGAGCAGCAACCACAGACACCGCAGGCGGGCUCUGGUUCCCGAGGGCGGGGAAAGAGCUCUGCUGCACCAGCUGAGGAGGUGCUGGAGUCCAGCCAAGAAGCGUUGCAUGUCACGGAGCGCCGCUAUCUGAAACGCGACUGGUGCAAGACCCAGCCACUCAAACAGACCAUCCACGAGGAGGGCUGCAUCAGCCGCACCAUCAUUAACAGGUUCUGCUACGGACAGUGUAAUUCUUUUUACAUCCCCAGACAUGUCCGCAGGGAAGAGGGAGCCUUCCAGUCUUGUUCAUUCUGCAAGCCGAAACGAUUUACAACCAUGACCUACACUUUGAACUGUCCGGACCAGCAGCCGCCCACCAAGAAGAAGCGCAUCCAGCGCGUAAAGCAGUGCCGCUGCAUCUCCAUAGAAUUGGACUAGCCCUGGGAUGCAGCCAAUUAGUCUCCUCAUCAAACAGCAAUUGGAUUGCUCACAUGAAGGAAAAAAACCUUAUGACUGACUGGGAGCAUAUUUCCCUCUUCCAAAUAUGGGAAAAUGUUCAAUCUGCAAGGAACGUAAUAUAUUACAAACAUGUGCAUCCUACAUUAUAGGCUUCUGUAGAUAGGCCUAUUGGACAUACUAUUUUGUAAACAAAGCCUGCUGUACCAUAUACUUUUAUGUGUCACAUUUUUUAUUAAUCAAAUUGCAAUAGCAGCCUGUGGCAAGCAACGUUACAUGGCAUAAUAACAUGGAAUGAACACAACAAGCUGCCGAGUGACUUGUAACCAAGCGCACGGCUUUUCCAACCUCCGCAAAUAGGACUGCAGAACAUUUUCACAGAGGAUGUUUACACUCUUUUGGACAGCAACAGCAUUAGGCAAUCACAACAAAUUUCAAUGGAGGGGAAUAUGAUGGACAAUGCAUUUAAAUAAUGGUUGAAGACUAGAUAGUUUCCACUAUGUGGAAUUUGAAGAUAAGUGACGACUAUUUAAUGUGGCAAGAAUGCUCCACUGAUUUAUGUGACUCCAAUGUUCAGUAUAGCCUAGUGGAGAAAAUAGAGCUUUUGUAAAGUAUGCUAGGCCUAUACCUAUGUUCGAUGCUAUAAAUCGAAACAAACACAAUGUUUGUAUUAGUUUGACAUUGAAAUAAAAAUGUUCGAUUAUGAACACCUGCUCUUUCCAU
Messenger RNA from Coregonus sp. 'balchen', 2050 nucleotides. NCBI's taxonomy places the organism in Eukaryota, Metazoa, Chordata, Actinopteri, Salmoniformes, Salmonidae. The record is from the annotation of a GenBank genome assembly.